Salarias fasciatus (jewelled blenny) is the source of this 1762-nucleotide messenger RNA. RefSeq names its product B cell receptor associated protein 31 (gene bcap31). The coding region runs from base 144 to 866 and encodes 240 amino acids. The transcript has 8 exons. Gene Ontology annotation, cellular component: endoplasmic reticulum membrane; endoplasmic reticulum. The record is from RefSeq and is a predicted model, not a curated record. Lineage: Eukaryota; Metazoa; Chordata; Actinopteri; Blenniiformes; Blenniidae. Gene Ontology annotation, biological process: intracellular protein transport; endoplasmic reticulum to Golgi vesicle-mediated transport.
UUUUAGGAUGAGUUGGCAGGUUCAUCACACCGGAAGUGUUUAUAUCGGCAGGAGGCUAGGCUAACAGGCUAGCAGGCGAAAGUCUCCGGAGUGGCGGCGGUGUGCGGACCGAUUCUCCCCGAGCCUGCUGAAGCUUUCCAGCGAUGAGUCUGCAGUGGACCGCCGUGGCCACCUUCCUCUACGUGGAGGUCUUCUUAGUGCUCCUGCUUUGCAUCCCCUUCAUCUCUCCGAAAAGAUGGAACAAGAUCUUCAAGUCUCGGAUCAUGCAGACCAUCGCUCUGUACGGGAACACCUCCUUCAUGGUGGCCAUCGCCAUCCUCGUCUUCCUCCUCAUCGACGCCUUCCGUGAGGUGAGGAAGUACAGCGUGACGGAGAAGGUGGACAUGGCCAACCACCCGACGGCCAUCGAGCACAUUCACAUGAAGCUGUUCAGAGCGCAGAGGAACGAGUACAUCGCCGGCUUCGCCCUGCUGCUGUGCCUAUUGCUGCGCCGGUUGGCCACGCUGCUCUCCCAGCAGGCCUCGCUCAUGGCGUCCAACGAGGCCUUCAAGAAGCAGGCGGAGAGCGCCACCGACGCCGCCAAGAAGUACAUGGAGGACAACGACCUGCUGCAGGAGAAACUGAGAGACGCUGGUGUGGAGCCGCCGGAGGCCGGAACGAAGGGACCGCAGGAGGAGAACAAAACCCUGAAGGAGGAGGUGAAGACCCUGAAGGAGGAGCUGGACACCACCAAGAAAGCUCUGCAGAAGUCAGACAGAGACGUUUCAGCCAUGAAGAAACAGGCGGAGAAUCUGACGGUGGAGUACGACCGACUGCUGGAGGAGCACAGCAAGCUGCUGGCGAGCAGCGACAAGAAGUCGGACUGAGGAAGACGAGGGUCCCCUCUCUCCGUCCUCUUCAUCCCCGUCCUGUGGUCAGCUGAUGGCGGCGAGCUCUGAUUGGUCGAUCAGAUCUGAUCUUCUGCGCCUGAACGAUGCUUCUUCUGUCACUGUUUUUUUUUUGUUGUUUCGUUUUGUUUUAUUUUGAAUAGAAGAAAACUUCCUGCAUGAAGUCGAGCUGCAUUCCAAAAUAAAUUCCUGUGAUCUCGGCUUCCACGUGCGAACGUUCCGCUCUCCUUUCAGUUUCGUCGAGUUGGAGAUCAUUCCGGUCUGCGGAGAGAGAAAUCAUUUCCUGAGCUUCAUUCCAAAAUAAAAGCAUCGUGCGCUCACGCCGAGGUUUAAAACUCAUUCUGAAUAGUCGGUUCAUGUGGAUGUUGAGUCUUUUCAGGUGUAAAAUGUAACGCUGACGUUGGAUUUCUCCAGUUUUAUGCGGUUUUCAUCCAGCAGGUGUUUGUUUUGUCUUUGUUUUUUGUUUUUUUUUUUGAAGAGUUGUUGAAACCGGUUAUGUGAGGCCUUAAAAGUACCCAGAAGAAACGAGAAUGUGGCAGAAACACCGAGCUGAAGCUGAAGGCCAGACGUGACUCGGCGCUGCCCCCGGUGCAUAGAGCUGGUUUCACAUUCUUAGUGAACACUGUCGAUGUAGCGGUGAGAUGAAUCACGGUAAUGUUCAUUUUAUUCUGAAAACCUAGAAAGUGGCCCCGAUUCGCUCCGUUUACAGUUUAGGAAAAAGGUUUAAAUUUUGUGGUUCCAGGUUUUCCUGUGAACGUGGAGCUCUGAGGACGUAGUUUACAGAGUGUGGUUGUCGGGUUGAUUCUUCACGGUUCUCAUGUCUGUUCGGGGUUUGCGGGUGGGGUUGUUUGCGUUGCGUCAUUCUGCUUUUUCAU